Messenger RNA from Owenia fusiformis, 3530 nucleotides. The record is from the annotation of a GenBank genome assembly. Lineage: Eukaryota; Metazoa; Annelida; Polychaeta; Sabellida; Oweniidae.
AAAAUGCUCGAUGCCUGUAAUUACUAGAAGAAAACGUUAUUAUGGAUAAACAUAAGCUUAAAAGACAUUCCAGUGAGAAUCUGGAUGACAUCCCUAUGCCAAAAACAACGGAUGCAAGGGUCAAAAUAAUGAGACAUAAAAAGGAUACCACGGAUAAGAAUUCUGAUAAAAAUGACACAAAUCCUAAAGAGGUAAAAGAAGAAAGAAGUGUUACAAGUUCUGGUCACAAAGAUGAUACUAAAGGAAAAGAUGUAGAAAUGAAAGUUGUUGAUGAUUUAUUUCAGGAAUUUUUGUCUAAAAAGUUGGAAGAUAUAGAAAAAAAUCCAACCAUCAAAAUUGAAUCGGAAACAAAAUCAUCUAACUUAAAAGAAACUGAUAAAGUUAAAGUAAGUAAACAUAAAAACCCACCCAGCAGUAAGGUCAGAGAUAAUGGCCAUUCCAGCAGUAGCAAAGAGCCUGAUGUUAAGAAAGAGAUCACAAAAGAUGGUCACAAAUCUUCGAAAGAUAAACAUUCUGAAUCUGAAACAAAAAGAAAAGACAGUAAAGAGAAGAGUAAAAAACAUAAAAAGCACAAAAGUAAAGACAAAUCUAGGAAAAAGCAUAAAAAGGAUAAAAAGCAUAAACAUAAAAAGUCACAUAAAUCUGACAAAAAAACUGUUGCUCCACCAGUGAAAGUGCCAUCUGUGAUGGCCUUGGAGUCUGAUUCCAGCGAUUCAAGCUCAAGUAGUGAAGGUAAUGCCCAAGAUGACUCAUUUUAUAAAUCAUACAACGAACAAUUAGGAAAGACCAACUUAGACAUCCCUACUAUAGACAUCAAGAAAACUGUAACGUUGAAUAGAGAAAAUAUUACAAUAAAAGUGAAAAAUGAUCCUUCGGAUGAACCACAGAAAAGAACAAUUGAGAAGGGAGGGGAUACAAAAGAAAUAAAAUCUCUUGAGUCUGAUAAAGAAAAGGAGCAAAGGUAUAGGAAUAGUAUACUUAGCAGACUAGGUAGAAAGAAAGACAAUGACUCUGAAGCUGUUCUAACUUGCAAACUUCCCCCACCAGAUUCCACACCUAAACUCAGUAUUCAUAGCAGGCUUGGAAAAAAGCCAGACUCUGUAAAAGAAAAAUCACAUAGAAUAGGUGAUAUACCAAAAUUAAAGUCUGAUACUAAAGAGAGACCCAAGACACCCCCUUGUAGUAAAAGUACCAAGAAGCAGCAUAGUGAUGAUGAUGAUACAACAAAGUCACUACCAGAGGCAAAGCCCAGUAUCUUGAGUCGACUUGGUAAGAAACCAGAUGUAGAAACGAAUAAGGCCUCACCUUUUGCUGUGCCAAAGAUACCAGUAGAAAGGGUAAAAAAGGAUUCUCUAUCAAAAAUUGAUGAAAAACCACCAUCCAAAGAACAGUCAGUUGUGAAUAAUCGUGAGAGAAAAGUUGGCGACAAGAAAACUAGUGUCAUACAUGUUGUUGGCGUCAAAUCUAAAGUUCCAUCCUUGCCUACUAUGGUUCCUCAUCCCUCUGAAGCCUCAGCCCCCACCAAUGGCAAACAAACUAGUGCUGAGGUCAGUGCUUCAGUAGAUGCAUUCCUGAACUCACUAGGUUCUGAACUUACAAAAACGUCAACUGGAAAUGUGUUUGAGACACCUCAGGCUCCAGCUGCUACAGUGAAGAAGCCAUCAACAGGGUUUAAGAUAGGUCUGAAGUUGUCUGAUACAACGGCUGAACUCAUAUCUUCAGGGACUAUUGUGGAGAAUGACCCCAAGAAACAAAGUUUAGAAGAAGGUGAGCUGACGCCAGAUACAGAAGAUGAAUCCAGUUCUAGCUCAGAUUCAGAAUCAGGUUCAGUGAGCCAUGACAAUGGUUUCUAUGGCGACGGCGAGAUAGACUCUGAUGGUGAACCUGUUGACAAGAGAAAGAAACGUAAAAAACAUCGCAAGAAGAAAGACAGGAAGGAGAAAAAGGACAAAAAAGAGAGGAGUAGGGAACGGAGCAGAUCUAAACGUAAAACUUCCAGGGAUAGGUCAAGGAGUCCCAAGCGGUCUAAGCGGUCAUCUUCCAAGGAGAGGCGGUCAUACGACAAGGACAGUGGAGUGUGGAGAGACUCGGAUAGAACAAGACGGCACUCUAGGGAAAGAGACUACGAUUCAUCAAGAAAGAGGAGGUCUAGAUCACGGGAGCGUUUUAGAGAUAGAGACAGGGACCAUUUCAGGGAUAGGAGAGAUGACUAUAGAAGGUCAAGGUCGCGUGAGAGGUAUAGGCGGAGGUCAAGGUCAAGAUCACGAGAGAGGUCACGUGCAAGAGCUGAUUCACUGAGAAUAGAUAAAAAGAGACUGAGAGAAAUAGCAAUAGCUAAAGCCUAUGCUAACAUGAAGGCAGGGGUAGGACCUGCAGUCAAUCUGAGGCCAGAAGAAGUGGCUGCUAUCAGGUCUGGUGGUAAAUCUGUCAACGAACUGACCGACUUUUGUAAGAAGAUCUCAGAGAAGCAAGGCCACUAUCAUUCCUCUGGGGAGGACUCUGACCUCAAUAGACCUGUGAAUUCAGAUGAAGAUGAACUGUUCAUUAAUCAUCCAUUCAAAAUGAGGGAUGCUCCUAUUACAAUGAACAUAAGGGACUCUAGAGCAUUACCCGUAAUGAAUUCUGUAGAGAAGUCCAAACUGACUGGCCAGCUACGUAUUGAAUUCCCAGUAUCUAGUGGCAACCAGCACAGGGUGAAAGAGAGUGAGAUAAGCAGUUCCCAACAGGCUUACGGGGACUGGAUGCCUGUGGAGAAAAAGAAAGAUGAGGAGAAACCAAAGGUGAAACCUGAAGAUAAGGUCUUCCCUGAUGCUACUCCAUUACCUGCCAAUGUGGACAUAGGAUCUGUUGUAUCAGAAAGACUAAAGGCUGUGAGAAAACUACAGGACAAUCCUAAUGACGUACAAGCCAUCAAUGAAAUGUAUAAAGUCAAUAAAAAGAUGAGCCAGUGGGCAGAGUCCAAGAACCAGCCAGGGGCUUUCACCGGGUCAACAGGGGCCAAAGUCCUGUCUCAAUCUGAACUCAUGGGGCCAGAUAAGAAACGACAGGCUUGGAUCAAAAAGGACGUGUUCACCAAUGCUGCCCCCCUAGGUGCAGGGAUAGGUAAGCUCCUCUUACAGAGGAUGGGCUGGCAUGAGGGACAGGGACUCGGUAAAGACAACGAGGGAAGCAAGGAACCACUCAUGCUCGACUUCAAAAUUGAUAGAAAAGGUCUACAGAGCAUGGGAGAGAAAGCCAAGGGGGCAGGUGUAGGAGUGAGGGUCAUACAGAAGGAUUUGUCAGGUAAACAUCCUGUCUCUGCUCUGAUGGAAAUCACAAAGAAACGUCACUGGCCAGCUCCGUUAUUUCAAGAUGUUCACGAAAGUGGACCUGCUCAUAAGAAGAACUUCCUAUGCAAGGUGACUGUAAAUGGCACAGAGUACCAGCCAUCUGUAGCUAGCAAUAAUAAAAAACACGCAAAAGCCCAAGCUGCCACUGUAUGUCUGCAACACUUGGGUAUGGUUCCCAUGAACCCAUUACAGCCAUUGUAG